AUGGUAGCUGAAGAGACACCUGCCUCGAAAUACAGCACUUCCGUGGUUCCCGAGUCUCCAGGAAAUCCAGAAGGAAAUAGCAAUAUCUCCGGCACCACAUUCUUACCACAAGACUCGUCGCUUGAAGACGAUGAGACCGAUCCCGUCGUCCUUGUUGAUGAACUUUCUGAUCUUCAGUCUGCUGCCACCCGGUUGAUGGACCUGUUUGUCUCUGAUGCUUCCGACCCUCGGAACGUUGUUGAGGCUGCGAAGCGACUCACCGAUCCGCGAAACACUCAAAGCAAACGCUUGAAACCUGCCACUAACAAGCUCAUCAGUGCAAUGAAGUCUUUCAGCAGACAAGCCUUUAUUGAUGUUUCAGAAAUUAAGAAACUGAUUCCGUCGGUGCAGCCCGAAGACACUGCCCAACCAUGGAGUCCAUCGCCAAUUUUGUAUCAAGCCAACUGUGCGCGACUGGCUCUGGAUGUGCUUCUUGCAACUCUUGGCUCCCAGUCUCCUCGAGAAGCGAUCGAAAGACUGGAGAGCCGGUUUCCGGCCCCGUUCAUGGAUGCCAUUGUCAGAAGGCCUCAGUCUAAGCCCAUCGGAGCGAGCACUGCCGAAAAGCAGACCUUUGAGCUUGCGCUUGAAAUCCGUACACAGUAUUUUAUCAUGGAGCUAGAAAGGCGUCAGAAUGAGAAAGACUUUGACCCGCGCGCAAUUCUGAAUGGAGUCUUCUAUAAUGAGCUGGCUCUUGAAGACGUCGAUUCCAAGCUUGAGCCUGGCUACCUCCGGGGAUUUAAGCUCAUGGAUAUCUUUGAGGACGAAAAUGGAUGCCUCCCUGAUCGCUUCCAUGAUGAUGUGAUUGAUCGUAUGGGCGAACUGGAGUACGACCUGCUGGCUCAGGAUCAGUCUCCUCAAAUCCAAGAUCUGAAACGAAUAUCCUGGACACGUUUUGUCCAACGUACCGCGCGCUUUAUCUAUACACGACUCAAAGAAAUCAAAUCAGACUUGCUACAACAACCCAAGUUGGAUGAAGUCCACGACUUGUUGAUCGAGGAGAUUGAGCGUCGCGAGAAUAGGGAUCCUGAAACCCCCGAGCCUCGCGAGUCAGUUGUUCCUGCCUCGGUUGAACACGCAGUGCAUGAGUCUCCAGCGGUCCAGAACCACCAGACUCCCCGUGAGACAUCAAUUACCGCGUCGCCAGAGCGAACAAGGCAACCUCUGGGCGAGACCAAUUUGCCCCCUCCCAGCCCUAUCGAUCACCUCGCAAAGAAAUCACAUAAGACUUCGGAACGGCGCGAAUCCGCCAAAAUGUAUGUUUCAGCUCUUGCCCAAAUUCGCGUAGCACCUUUCUAA
Molecule: messenger RNA, 1335 nt
Organism: Penicillium maclennaniae
Lineage: Eukaryota; Fungi; Ascomycota; Eurotiomycetes; Eurotiales; Aspergillaceae
Product: MYB DNA-binding domain protein
Exons: 1
Coding region: 1-1335 (444 amino acids)
Source: RefSeq, a predicted model, not a curated record